Ostrinia furnacalis (Asian corn borer) is the source of this 2182-nucleotide messenger RNA. Its product is annotated as acid phosphatase type 7. The transcript is spliced from 10 exons. Gene Ontology annotation, molecular function: acid phosphatase activity; metal ion binding. The record is from RefSeq and is a predicted model, not a curated record. Bases 232 to 1524 code for a protein of 430 amino acids. NCBI's taxonomy places the organism in Eukaryota, Metazoa, Arthropoda, Insecta, Lepidoptera, Crambidae.
AAAUUGUUUGUGGUUUGUGCGGCUUAUCGCCUGCCUUGUUUUGCCUAAUCAAUCUUCAUAAUUUCAAACAAACAACGAUUCAAAUCGCCUGAAUGGUUGUGGAUACGUAAUAAACUAAUUACACACACAGUCGUUCAGUCGCUGACAUCACUCUCAAGUGCGAAACGCUUUGUUGUUAGCUUGUACCUACUUAGUAAUAAUUUAAUAUUUUCGUUGUUUUCAGCGUAAAACAUGAGAUUGUGUUUGUUACUGUUUCUUUUUGGGGUAUCAUGGGCCAAAACUGUCGAUUUGGACUCCAAUUAUCUUCAGCCGGAGCAAAUCCACAUAUCCUUUGGAGAAAAAACAAAUGAUAUAGUGGUGACGUGGUCGACAUUCAACGAUACUGAGUCCAGAGUUAUUUAUAGAGUCAAUGGCACGCCACACUGGUCAAAGGUCACAGGAUUCAGUAAAGUGUUUGUGGAUGGGGGCAAGAUGAAGAGGCCUCAAUGGAUCCACCGAGCUACGCUUGCAAACCUCAAGUUUGACACUCGAUACCAGUACAUGGUGGGGUCGGCGGCGGCGCCGUCGGGCCUGCUGUCGUUCAAGACGCCGCCCGCGGGCGAGGACUGGGUGCUGCGCCUGGCGCUCUACGGAGACAUGGGCGUCAACAACUCCUUGUCGCUACCAUUCCUGAAGAAGGACGUGGAGCAGGACAAGUACGACAUGAUCCUGCACGUGGGCGACUUCGCGUACGACAUGAACGAGCAGGAGGGCCGCGUGGGAGACGCCUUCAUGCGCAAGCUGCAGCCUGUCGCCGCGCGCCUGCCCUACAUGACCUGCCCUGGCAACCACGAGAGCGCCUACAACUUCUCCCACUAUUCCGCGCGGUUCUCGAUGCCGGGCGCGGAGGCCAACCUGUACUACAGCUUCGACGUGGGCCCCGUGCACUUCGUGUCCAUUUCUACUGAAGUUUACUACUUCACGGAGAACGGGCUCAAGCUCAUCGUCAACCAGUACGACUGGCUCAAGAGGGACCUCGCUAACGCGGCCAAGCCGGCUAACAGGGCCAAGCACCCGUGGAUCGUGGUGUUCGGGCAUCGGCCCAUGUACUGCAGCAACAGCGAUGACGUCGACUGCAGCCUCGAGUACACGCGCACCGGCUUCCUCGGCCUCUUCGGUUUGGAGUCUCUCCUCCAAGAGUUCGGCGUGGACCUAGCGGUGUGGGCGCACGAGCACUCCUACGAGCGCACGUGGCCGCUCUACGACAACCAGGUCUACAACGGCUCGCUCCAGGAACCCUACACCAACCCCAGGGCUCCCGUGCACCUCGUGACGGGCUCGGCGGGCUGCCGCGAGGGCCGCGACCACUUCACACACAAGCCAUCCGAGUGGUCAGCAUUCAGGUCGCAGGACUACGGCUACACGAAGUUCAAAGCAUUCAACAAAACUCAUAUCAACAUUGAACAGGUUUCAGUAGAUCUUGACGGGCAGGUAAUAGACGCGUUUUGGUUGAUCAAAAACAAGUUGUCCUUUAACAAUAAAUAAAUUGUUUUAAACCUGUUGACCAGUACAUAGUAGUGAAGCUAAUGCUGCACAUGCACAUCCUCUAUCUGUGUGCACAUGGCCAUAAAUGAUCUAUGUCAUCAACUAGUCACAAGUGUUUUAGGAUUUUAACUGUGUUGGUUAUGCCCCUAGUGGUGUAAAGAAGUAGAUAAGUGCUUUGUAAAAAAAAUACCUAAGAAAUUGCUAUCAAUCAAAAUACUUUUAUGACAACCUGAGUGGCAUAACAUAAUAUCUACAUCCACCCAUCCACCCCUCUCUCACAGCAAAGAUUGGGCAACAGAGACAGGUUGAUUUGUCUUUAAAACAAAGUAACAUUCGUGAAAAAUUAAAUUACUGCAUUGUUUCACAUAAGCAAAUACCGUACAUGAAAUUGAAUUGAAUUGGUCCAAAACCUAUGUUACUUUGUUUACUUUCGUGGAAAUUUGAUAUCAACCUCACUGAAUGCCUAAAAUACAUAGGUACCUACAUAAUGAAUAAAAACACCAGUUAUCUUUGUUAAAUUGUUUUACUUUAUUUCAAUAGUUAUUUCUAUGAGACCCUUUUGUCAAUUACAAUUACUUUUAAAAGCAAACCAGAAUCACAUUUUUUACUCGACUUACUAGUGAAAUAAUACCACCAAUGCUGCUAACUUGACACAUCU